Molecule: messenger RNA, 2371 nt
Organism: Juglans microcarpa x Juglans regia
Lineage: Eukaryota; Viridiplantae; Streptophyta; Magnoliopsida; Fagales; Juglandaceae
Product: disease resistance protein RPV1-like
Exons: 6
Coding region: 214-1788 (524 amino acids)
Biological process (GO): defense response; signal transduction
Molecular function (GO): ADP binding
Source: RefSeq, a predicted model, not a curated record
CGAAUAUGAAAUUUUACCUACUUUCUAUGGCGAAGACACCCGGAGGGGAUUUACGGAUCAUUUACAUCAUGAUUUAAAACGGAAAGGCAUUCUGGUCUUUAGGGAUGACGAAACACUCAAGCAUGGAGAAGACAUUUCUGAAGCGCUUCUGAAAGCAAUUCAAAAAUCACAAUACGCCAUCGUCAUUCUUUCGGCAAAUUAUGCUUCUUCCAAAUGUGCCUCAUGAGGGAACUUGCUGAGAUCGUUAGAUGGGAGAAAAAGACGAAGCUGAUCACAAUUAUUCCUAUUUUCUACCAUGUGGAUCCUUCAAACGUAAGAAAUCAAAGAGGGACUUUUGCAGAAGCUUUUGCCAAACAUGAAAAAGAUCCCAAGGUAGACAUCAAAGAGAUUGAUAUGUGGAGAAAUGCUUUCAGAAAAGUCAGCAAUUUUGUAGGAGAGCACAUACAUGACAGGUACAAAUCAACAAUUAUACAAGAUAUCAGCAGACGUAUAUCUCGUGAGUUGAAUUCUAGAUUCUCACAUCUUGAUUACAAUAAACUUGUUGCAAUAGACUCCCAAGUAGACAAAAUGAUGAAGUUAUUGGAUAUGGAAUCGAACAAUGUUCGCUUUGUAGGAAUUCAUGGGAUGGGUGGCGUUGGUAAGAAAACGCUAGCCCAAAUAAUUUAUGAUCGAGUUUCUAAUUCUAAUUGUCGAUUUGAAGGAAGCAGCUUUAUUUCUCGUAUUAGAGAAAACUCUACUAUUGCUCGUGAUCUAGCUUCUUUACAAAAAGAACUCAUUUUUGCAAUCAUGCAAGAGAAAAUAGAUGGAGGGGAGUGGAAAUGGUUUGGUCCAGGGAGUAGGGUGAUUAUAACAUGCAGAGAUAGUCAUCUGUUGAGAACACAUGGAGUGAAUGAUAUCUAUAAGGUUGAGCAGCUUGGAAUAGAAAAAGCUUUGCAACUCUUUAGUUUGUCAGCGUUCAAGAAAACCCAUCCUACAGAGAAUUACAUGGAUCUAUUUAAGCAUUUUGUGAAGUCUGCUGAAGGCCUUCCUUUAGCUCUUAAAGUUUUGGGUUCCUUCUUAUUUGGGAGAACAAUGGAUGCAUGGGAAAGUGAGAGAGAAAAACUAAAAGCAAUUCUUAAUCCAAAAAUUAUGGAUGUACUUCAAAUAAGUUUUAAUGGGCUGCAGGAAUUGCAAAAAGAGUUAUUUUUGGAUAUGGUGUGUUUCUUCGGAGGACGGGACAUAUUUUCUAACAUGUUAUUAGAAAGAUUUGGUCAUUAUUGCAUCGACCUUGAUGUUCUCGUUGAGAGGUCCCUCGUAAGCAAAACAUAUCAGGGAACGUUGAUCAUGCAUGAUUUGCUAAAAGAACUGGGCAAGGAAAUAGUUCGCCGCGAAUGCCCUGAAGAACCUGGACGACGUAGUAGACUAUUUUGUCAUGAGGAUGUCUUUAACGUACUGAAGAAUGAUACUGGAACUGAUGCAACUAAAGCCAUAGUCGUGGAUUUUUGUCCUGAAACGAAAGAUCAGAGACUCAACGCCAAAGCAUUGUCAAAGAUGAGAAAAUUGAGAUACUUUGAAAUCCAUCAUUCUCGAACUUUAAAAUGGCGUAGAAAUCCUUUAAAAUACCUGCCAACCAUUGAGUUGCGAUACCUAGAGUUGCCUGGAUAUUAUUUGAAAUCCUUUCCGAGCAGUUUCCAACUUGGAAAUCUUACUGUACUAAGGAUGCCUUUUAGCCGUAUGAAACAACUAUGGAAGGGGUCGAUGGUUUUACCCAAUUUGAAGUUCUUUGAUCUUGAUAUUCAAAGAACUUGAUUGAAACACCAGAUUUGACUGGAGUCCCAAAUCUUAAGAGAAUAUACCUUUCAGGUUGUCGAAGCUUGUGUGAGGUCCACCCAUCCAUUGGAAGUCUCAAAAAAUUAAAAGCAUUGGGACUUGACGAAUGUUCAAGCCUUGAGAAGUUACCAGACCUGAGUAGUUUGGAAUGCCUGGCCACUCUUGCGGCAAAUGAAACUGCUAUAACACAAAUACCAUCUGUCAAUCUAAGGCCUAAGAGUAAUGGCACUAUCUUUGGCGUUCGGUAUCAUUUUAAAGGACGCAAGUUGAUGCGACUUAAAUCAAGGUAUCCCAUCUACGAUAUCGGAUCACUUGUAGAAUAUCAGAAGGAAGGAACAUAUGAUAGCCUAGAAGCAGCGUGGAUUGAUUUUGACAGCAAAGUAGAAAAUAUUUAGACAUGGCAGGUGUUGUUAUUUCGGCUUUAGAUGACAAUUCGGUGAGUUCUCUCAUUCUUUUCUUUAGAAACAAAUAAAAUAUGUCCGAAAAAUGCUUUAAUAAAAAAGUAUUUCGUUUCACAAAUAAAAAAAUUAAUCAUUGCCUUGCAAUUGCUUUAUUUUUGCUA